Molecule: messenger RNA, 1982 nt
Organism: Salvelinus fontinalis (brook trout)
Lineage: Eukaryota; Metazoa; Chordata; Actinopteri; Salmoniformes; Salmonidae
Product: ankyrin repeat and death domain-containing protein 1A-like
Exons: 11
Biological process (GO): protein localization to ciliary inversin compartment; signal transduction
Cellular component (GO): ciliary inversin compartment
Molecular function (GO): protein binding
Source: RefSeq, a predicted model, not a curated record
UAUGAGUCAGAGAUGUAGGCUACAUAAUCCUGUAUAUAUUAUAUAUGAGGCAGAGAUGUAGGCUACAUAAUCCUGUAUAUAUUAUAUAUGAGUCAGAGAUGUAGGCUACAUAAUCCUGUAUAUAUUAUAUAUGAGUCAGAGAUGUAGGCUACAUAAUCCUGUAUAUAUUAUAUAUGAGUCAGAGAUGUAGGCUACAUAAUCCUGUAUAUAUUAUAUAUGAGGCAGAGAUGUAGGCUACAUAAUCCUGUAUAUAUUAUAUAUGAGUCAGAGAUGUAGGCUACAUAAUCCUGUAUAUAUUAUAUAUGAGGUAGAGAUGUAGACUACAUAAUCCUGUAUAUAUUAUAUAUGAGGCAGAGAUGUAGGCUACAUCAUCCUGUAUAUAUUAUAUAUGAGGCAGAGAUGUAGGCUACAUAAUCCUGGAGAUCAAAUUGUCUGCGGGUCCAGAAGAGGGUGAGUAAAGUGAACAGCAGCAGCUACUUAGAAGAUGUGUGUGUUAAUUCUAUUUGUACAACAUGCUGUCCCUUCUCAGUUUGGUAUGAAUGCUCUGCUGCUAGCAGCCUGGUUCGGUCGCCUCAACAUCCUACAGAUCCUCGUGGCCUCUGGAGCAAAGCUCAACUCUGAAAACAAAAAUGGGCUGGGUCUGCUGCACUGUGCCGCCCAGCGGGGUCAUAGCAGAGUGCUGGAGUUCAUCAUGGAGGACCUAGUAGAGGAUGUACUGCUGGACAGGGUGGACAAUUCUGGGAAGACAGCGUUUCACCUGGCUGCAGAACAUGGACAACUAGAGGUGGUUGAGUUCCUCAUCGGUAUGGGCUGCACUCACGGCCUCAAGGAUAAGGAUGAAAACAUGGCCAUCCAUCUAGCAGCCAAGCAUGGACAUAAAGAGGUCCUGCAUAAGUUAGUUGAGACAGGAGUGGACAUUGACGAGAGAAACAUAGACGGACUGACACCUCUGCACCUGUCCUCUGACGGAGGUCACUAUGAAUGUGUCAAACUACUGCUGGAGGCCUGCUGUAAUGUCAACGCGCUGACAAACAAGAAUAUGAAUGCCCUCCACUACGUGGCCCAGCACGGCUUAGAGAGGGAGACCAGUCUGCUGCUGCAGGCGGGCAUCAACACAGACACGGUGGAUGGCCAACACACAUCCCCUCUUCACAUCGCCGUGCUCCACAAUCACACUGAGGUGGUACGGCUGCUAAUAGACGCUGAAUGUGACCUGGACAUAUCUGACAAUAGGCUCCAGACAGCCCUGCACAUCGCAGCAGAGCAUGGAAGACAGGACAUCGCUGAGAUGAUCCUCAUAGCUGGGGUUAACCUCAAACUACUGGAUAAGCAGGGGAAGACUUCUCUGGAGGUGGCAGCCAGAGGAAACAAUGUCAUCUUAGUGGACAUGAUCAUCAAAGCAGACCGGUUUUACAAGUGGGAAAAGGACAACGUGAUCAGCGAUGGUGAUUCGUGGCUGGGGAAGCAGCUGAGCUUUAAGCAGGACCACCAGGUGGAGACCCAGCACCUGCGCUCUGUCACGUGGAGGCUGGCCACCAAAGACCUAUCCCGCGGGGAGUGGAAGAGCCUCGCACAGCACUGGGGCUUCACGGAUGCCCACAUACGCUCCAUAGAGCAGCAGUGGACAGGUACAAAGAGCUUCAAGGAGCAUGGGCACCGUAUGUUGCUGAUCUGGCUGCAUGGAGUAGUCAUCGCAGGGGAGAACCCAAUCAAAGGCCUGUAUGAGGGACUGGCGGGGAUCUCCAGGACCGACCUAGCUGGUGAGUCAAUGGAACGGGGGACGGGAGUCAACACCCAUCAGGUAUUCGAACCUGAGCACCAGGGGUUGUCUUUAAUAGGCACAUCAGGCGCCAACCAAGGGGGCCAGGUACACGGUGUUUCCUCCGACACAUUGGUGCGGCUGGCUUCCGGGUUGGAGGCGCGCUGUGUUAAGAAGCAGUACGGCUGGUUGGGUUGUGCUUCGGAGGACGCAUGGCUUUCGA